This is a messenger RNA of Elaeis guineensis (African oil palm), 1549 nucleotides long. The record is from RefSeq and is a predicted model, not a curated record. Lineage: Eukaryota; Viridiplantae; Streptophyta; Magnoliopsida; Arecales; Arecaceae.
GUCCACGGGAUAUGUAUCAUCACUGGUUCACACGCUCUUGCUUAAAGAUUGGUGUGGAAUUAAGCUCUGCCCGGCCGGCAGUGUAACGGUGCAAGCUUGCGAUGGCUCGAUCAUGGGCCGGGAAGGGUGGGGCUAUGGUGCUAUCCUUCUUCUUCCUGCUCCUUGUUUCGACUGCCGUGAUGGCCGGUCGAGUCAUGAAGGAUGCCGGACCGGCGGCCGAGACUUAUAAGAGAAAGAUGCUGGAGAAUGGCCUUGGCCGUACUCCACAGAUGGGGUGGAACAGUUGGAAUCACUUCGGCUGCAACAUCGACGAGAAAAUGAUUAAGGAAACUGCUGAUGCACUGGUGUCCACUGGUCUCGCAAAGCUAGGAUAUCAGUAUGUCAAUUUAGAUGAUUGUUGGGCCGAAUCGAGCAGGGAUUCACAGGGUAAUUUAGCUGCCAAGUCAUCAACGUUCCCCUCAGGCAUAAAGGCCCUUGCAGAUUAUGUCCAUGCAAAAGGGCUAAAGCUUGGAAUUUACAGCGAUGCAGGGUUUUAUACAUGUAGCAAACAGAUGCCUGGGUCACUUGGACAUGAAGAUCAAGAUGCAAAGACCUUUGCCUCUUGGGAGGUCGACUAUUUGAAAUAUGAUAACUGUUAUAAUGAUGGCAGUAGUCCACAGGACAGAUACAAUCCAAUGAGCAAAGCUCUUCUGAACUCUGGGAGAACAAUUUUCUUCUCUCUAUGUGAAUGGGGCCAAGCUGACCCAGCGACCUGGGCACGCGGUGUAGGAAAUAGUUGGAGGACAACAGGAGAUAUUCAAGACAAAUGGGACAGUAUGACAGCUCGUGCUGAUGAGAAUAACAAAUGGGCAGGUUAUGCAGGUCCUGGUGGAUGGAAUGAUCCCGACAUGCUUGAAGUUGGCAAUGGUGGAAUGACAACAGACGAGUAUCGCUCACAUUUCAGCAUAUGGGCACUGGCUAAGGCUCCUCUUUUGAUUGGGUGCGAUGUCCGUGCAAUGAGUGAUGAGACUAAGGAGAUACUAAGCAACGAUGAGGUGAUUGCAGUCAAUCAAGAUACACUUGGAGUGCAAGGGAAGAAGGUAAAAGGGGAUGGUUCUGCAGAGGUUUGGGCUGGUCCGCUUAAAGGUGGUGGGGUAGCUGUGGUCCUAUGGAACCGGGGAUCAUCACAGACAUCUAUUACUGCAAAUUGGUCCGAUAUUGGACUUGAUCCAUCAGCUGUAGUUGAUGCUCGCGAUGUUUGGGCACAUUCAACCAUAUGGUCCGUUGGAGGGAGCAUUACGGCCACAGUGGAUACUCAUGCUUGCAAGAUGUAUGUCUUGACACCAAAGUGAUGCUCACCAUUUCUGGAUGUUAGGAAUAAUGGUAGAAGACAUCAUUGGUUUUAGUUUGAGCACAUCCAGAUUCCAGAUGUGCUACUCUCGUGGCAACUGUACCUAAUUUUCACGAUGUUAUUCUGCCAUCUGAUAUUAAUCGUAUGUAGAAUAAAAGAGCUUUUAUGCUCCUAAUUGGCAUCUGAUUAAAUUUGAGGCACCUUUGUUCUUCUUGUUUA